GAGAGAAGACGCAGUGACCGCACCAGCCGCUGCUGGAAAGAGGGUAGUUGAGGAUGGACUAGGCUGCCUGCCGGGUCAGAGGUCGGAAGAAGGAGCUGCUGGACUGAAUUAGGGGCUCCCGCAGCCCCAGUUCGCCCCGUAUCCCGAGACCUGGCACUUCCUCUUGCGCCGCGGACUUUCAGUUUCAUUUCAUUUCGCGCUUCAGCCCGGGCCCCUUCCGGACGCCAGCUCAGUCCCCACCGCCACGAUGACCAAAAAGUUCACCCGUGCCAAGCUCCGAGAGACUGGGCAGAGAUUUAAGAGUUUUCUGGCCGCCCGGGGAGAGGACCAAGAAACCAACCGCGAGCGGCUGCGAGACAUUUACAACGAAGACUUCAAGAUCAGUCUCAGACCUUCUGGAAGUCAUGGAGAACAUGGAGACUUUGAGGAUCCUGUUCCUACCUUCUCCUCCAUGCUCUAUGGGAUGCGCUUCUAUGGGCAAGCUAAAGUCACCAAGGAUAAAGUCAAAUUUUGCAAAGUGAAUCACAAGAAGAAGAAGAAAACGAAACAGGAAGAUAGAGUGUUUAAGGAAAUCAAACCUCCAGGAUCCAAGAAGAUGAAGUCCCAACUGGCAAAGAUCUUCCAAGAUCGUAUAAUUUCCAGGGAGGACACUGCUGUCCUCUCACCUUAUUUUCCCCUGCCAUCCUUACCUCCCCCCUUCCGAACGUCUUCCAGGGCCAAAUACAUCCGUGGGAAACAUGGUGUGGAUGUGGAGGUUGAGGGAUGCUACCAGAGCCGAGACGGGCAGCUUGUUAUCCAUCUGGAUCUGAACCAGAAGGUGAUAUUGACUCUACGGCUUCACAAUGGGGGAAGUUAUCCUGUCACCUUGCUCCAUAUCAUUCCACUUUGCCGAGUCUCUCAGUUAACUUUCAAGUCAGAACUCCAAGAAGGGCCGAUCACACUAGAUCCUGGUGACUUUCAUGAACUCCAUGUCCACUGUUACACCAGUUAUGUGGGCUAUUUCCCAGCAACAGUGCUGUGGAAGCUGCAGGGACCUUUGGGAUCAAGGAUAGAAGGACCAGAAAUCUUCCACAUUGCCCGAUUCCUUGCUGUUGUGUCCCGAAGCCCUCUGGCUGAAGCGCUGAAGCCCACGGCUCCCUACAGACCGAACCGAUUUAUACCACACCCAACUUCGAGAAGCCGGGUAGAAGAUGGGUUGAGACCGGACAGGGGUCAAGGGUAUGAACUGGAAAUGACCUUGAAUCUUCCAAAGUACCACUGUCCGAACAACCUAAAGCAGCUGUUUCCACAACUCCUCAAAUCAACCAAUUUCAACCAUCAUAGUGAUGUGGCUAAGAUCCAAAGCCGGCUGAAGAUCCCACUAAAUUGGAAGAAUUAUGAGGAGAAGCUUCAGCUGCUUCUAUUUUUGGAAGAGCUGCAGAUGGAGCAAGACAUACGUCACUAUGAUUUGGAGUCCGUGCCCAUGGUCUGGGACCCAAAGGACCGAAACCCUCCGCUCCUCACCUUGGAGGUUCCCGGAGUAGCCGAGAACCGUCCUUCUGUGCUCCGAGGGGACCACUUAUUUGCUAUCCCAAACUUGAAUCAGGGCCAAAAUGUGACCAUAUAUAAGGGCUUUGUGCAUCAGGUCGAGUUGGAUCGGAUCAAGCUGAGCUUCUCUCCAGGACUCCUGGAGCGAUUUGUGAAUGGGAUGACUUUCAAGGUGACCUUCACCUUCAACCGGCAACCCCUUCGAGUCCAACACCGAGCCCUGGAAUUAUCAAGACAUCACAUGUUGGAACCAUUGCUGUUUCCAUCGAACCCCCGUGGGAUCCCUCUCCUGCCUCCCAAAUUCCAACUUUCGCUGUAUGACCGGAAUCUAGAGUCCAACCCUGAGCAGCUGCAAGCAGUGAGGCACAUAGUUCUGGGCACUUCUCGUCCCACUCCCUACAUUAUCUUUGGGCCUCCUGGAACUGGAAAGACUGUCACCUUGGUGGAGGCUAUUAAGCAGGUGGUGAAGCACCUGCCAGAUGCCCAUGUCCUGGCCUGUGCCCCGUCCAACUCGGCAGCUGACCUGCUCUGCAAGAACCUCCGGCCUCACUUGCCCAAUUCCAUCUACCGCCUCCUGGCACCCAGUAGGGACAUCCACUUUGUGCCUGACGAAAUCAAGUCCUGCUGUAAUUGGGACCCACAGAAAGGGAUGUAUGUUUAUCCCGCCAAGAAGAAGCUGCAGGAAUACGGUGUUCUCAUCACCACCCUCAUCACUGCUGCCAGACUGGUGUCAGCUGAGUUCCCUCCUGGCCAUUUCACACACGUCUUCAUUGAUGAGGCUGGCCAUGCUAUGGAACCUGAGUGUCUUGUGGCUAUCGCAGGCUUGCUGGCCGUUAGGAAUUCAGAUAAUCCAGAUGGACAAUUGGUUCUGGCUGGAGAUCCCCAGCAGUUGGGGCCUGUGCUACGGUCCUCCAUCGCUCAGAAACACGGAUUGGGUGUCUCUCUGCUGGAGCGGCUUCUGAAAUACAACCCUUUGUACCAGAAGGGCCCCGAGGGGUAUGACCCCCAGCUUGUCACCAAGUUAUUGCGCAACUACAGGUCUCACCCUCACAUCCUGUACAUCCCCAACAAUCGGUACUAUGACGGGGAACUCCAGGCCUAUGCAGACCAAAUGGACAGAGAACGAUAUUGUCAGUGGGAGGAACUGCCUCACCAGGGCUUCCCGAUCAUUUUUCAUGGCGUGAUGGGCAAGGAUGACCGGGAAGGGAACAGCCCAUCCUUCUUCAAUUCAGAGGAGGCAGCCACAGUUGUUUUCUACCUGAAGAAACUUCUGACUUCAUCUCCCAAAAAAGGCCAAGGCCGGCUGAGCCCCCAGAAUGUGGGAGUGAUCUCCCCCUACAGGAAACAGGUGGAAAAAAUCUACCAGUGUAUCACCAAACUGGACAAGGAGCUUCGGGGACUUGACAACAUCAAGGAUUUGAAGGUGGGUUCAGUGGAGGAGUUCCAAGGGCAAGAGCGGAGUGUCCUUCUAGUGUCCACUGUCCGGAGCAGCCAGAGUUUUGUCCAGAUGGAUUUUGACUUCAAUCUGGGCUUUCUCCGAAAUCCCAAGAGAUUCAAUGUGGCAGUAACCAGAGCCAAGGCCCUCCUCAUUAUUGUGGGCAAUCCUCUGCUGCUGUGCCAGGAUCCCGAAUGGAACACGUUUCUGAAGUUCUGUAAAAAAAAUGGCGGCUACACGGGCUGUCCUCUCCCCAACCUGGAACUAGAGCAGGCCCUAGAGCAACAGCUGAGCACCCUGAGCCUCGGCCCCCCUACCUCAGGGCUGUCAGGGAAUCUCCCGGUCCCCACCCCGCCCCCCAUGCCUCACCAAGGCUGUCUGGGCUAUCAAUGGAGAAGCACAUGAGGAUGACAUCAGUGUCGGGCCCCUUAGGUCCAAAGAGGCAGAGACUCGGACCCCGGCCAGGAAGAAGACGUCUGGAUUCCCCCAGAGCUGCUUCUUGGGUUUCCAGGGUGACGGGACCUGCCUUGACACCCACCCCCACCCCCGACAGAAGAAACACUCUGGGCCUUAGUUAAACACAAUCCUCAACUUUGAAACUUAUUUGGAGACUGGCUUUUGGGAAAAACGGGGCGUGGGAGGUGGGGGGGAGGGGGAAGUUGUCAAUGAAAUCAGAAUCUACUCUCUCCAAUCUUGUAACAAGGCAAAAAAAAAUUUUAAGUCGGGUCUUGUCAAAUCGGAUGAGAAAAAAAUUACUUUUGUUAACUCCCGAACAGAAA
This is a messenger RNA of Antechinus flavipes (yellow-footed antechinus), 3741 nucleotides long. RefSeq names its product Mov10 RISC complex RNA helicase (gene MOV10). The transcript has 23 exons. The record is from RefSeq and is a predicted model, not a curated record. The coding region runs from base 248 to 3367 and encodes 1039 amino acids. Gene Ontology annotation, molecular function: 5'-3' RNA helicase activity; RNA binding; ATP hydrolysis activity. Lineage: Eukaryota; Metazoa; Chordata; Mammalia; Dasyuromorphia; Dasyuridae.